CUUGUCUCCGCCGUUUGCUAUAUUCCGGCUACCGUCGAUAUUUUCACAAAAUGGCGGGAUCCAAGUACCAGUAUGUUAAGAAUUUUGAAUUACCUGACCCCCUUCUUCCGGGAACAUUUAUGGUGUACCGUUUAGAUGGCCAUAGUUUUCAUCGAUUCUCUGAUGAACAUGAAUUCUCAAAGCCUAAUGAUUUGCGCGCAUUGCGUCUUAUGGACCACGCUGCACAAAAAUUAAUGGAAGAAUACCCUGAUAUCGUCCUUGGUUUCGGUGAAUCAGAUGAAUACAGUUUUCUCCUCAGAAAAUCGACUUCACUUUAUAAUCGCAGACAAUCUAAAAUUGUUUCUACUUUGACCUCUUAUUUUACGUCUUGCUACGUAUUAUAUUGGCCUACCUUCUUUCCGGACUCGCCUCUGCGCUACCCUCCGUCCUUUGACGGAAGGGUCGUACUGUAUCCGGGUGAAAAGGAGAUACGCGAUUACUUUGCCUGGAGGCAAGCCGACACGCACAUUAACAACCUGUAUAAUACCACAUUUUGGGCGCUUGUUCAGCAGGGUGGAGAAACCACUACACAGGCUCACGCGACCUUACGGGGUACGAUAUCGAAAGAGAAGAAUGAGAUCCUGUUCUCCAGGUUUCAGAUCAACUACAACGAUAUUGACCCGAGAUACCGAAAGGGAAGUGUUGUAGUGAGAACAGAGGUUCCUGAGGAAGAGGCACCAGACGAGACGGAGCAGCAGAAGAAGAAGGCGAAGAAGAAAGCGAAACCGCGCACGAGAAUCGAUGUUAUUCAUUGCGACAUUAUCAAGGACCAGUUUUGGAAUGAAAGACGGAUUCUAGAGGAGUAGAGGACUCAAUAGAAUCAUGUUUAGUAUGUUCCCAGAUUGUGAGCGUUUUGAAACGGCCUGGUCGUGUCUUGUCUCUGGGGAAGGCCCAAUUCUUUCAUGUCUCAUUCAGCAAACGCGCACCCCGCAGUGUCCAAGGUGAAUGUCUUUGAUGAGAUAAAUUCUCGGAGCGUCAUAUGGUGUUAUGUACAGUGGUUAGAAGAAUAUAUUUUACAGGUUGAAG
Guyanagaster necrorhizus is the source of this 1065-nucleotide messenger RNA. Its product is annotated as tRNAHis guanylyltransferase. Gene Ontology annotation, biological process: tRNA modification. Bases 51 to 845 code for a protein of 264 amino acids. Gene Ontology annotation, molecular function: magnesium ion binding; tRNA guanylyltransferase activity. NCBI's taxonomy places the organism in Eukaryota, Fungi, Basidiomycota, Agaricomycetes, Agaricales, Physalacriaceae. The transcript has 7 exons. The record is from RefSeq and is a predicted model, not a curated record.